This is a messenger RNA of Alligator mississippiensis (American alligator), 3037 nucleotides long. It is a transcript of the gene PRICKLE4, whose product is annotated as prickle planar cell polarity protein 4. Bases 361 to 2010 code for a protein of 549 amino acids. Gene Ontology annotation, molecular function: zinc ion binding. The record is from RefSeq and is a predicted model, not a curated record. The transcript is spliced from 8 exons. Lineage: Eukaryota; Metazoa; Chordata; Crocodylia; Alligatoridae.
CUGUAGGUUUAAGCUAAAAAGCUCCGUAAUUAGAAGCUCGGCUGACACAGAUCCAGUUUCCUGGGCAGGCAGAUUAAAAAAAAAAAUCAUCUCCCUAACUCAGAUGUUUUCCUUUCGCUUUGCAGCACAAAAUUUCCAGCAUUCGGCUGUGAUUCUUCUUCCUGUGACCAGUCGCUGGAAGCAGGUGGAGAGGGGUGGAGAAGCUGCUGGCUGGCUGGGAGCUGGGACAAGACAGGGACGGGAAGUGGCAGCCGGGUCUCGUAAAUUCAAGCAAAUCUGUGCUCUCCGGGGAUCUCACCCAUAGCUGCGCCCCUGGCACGGUGGGCAGCGGCAGAGUUCAUCAGCUCUCUCCUCCUACUCAUGUCCCUGCCGAGCCCUGCAUGGCCCCAGAGAGACGUGCCGCCUUGCAGUGGGACACAAGCUGGUCUCCCUCCCACCUCCUCCUCGGACAGUGACUCUGGCUGUGCCUUGGAAGAGUACCUGGAGCCCGCAGCAGACUCAGCCCCAACAGAGGCAUCCCUGUGCUUGGACUCUCAUUCAGCCAAGAGUGUCCCUGCUGCCGUUGUGAACCAGCACCGGAUCAAAGCCCUGCUGCAGCAGCUGCCCCCUCAGGACUGUGAUGAGAGGUACUGCCCUGGUCUCGGGGAGGAGGAGAGGCAACAGCUGGAAGCAUUCAGCACGCAACGUAGGCAGGAAGCCCUGGGGCAAGGAUCUGUGUGCCCUGUGCCACCCACCAGCCAUGAGUGUCUUUGCAAGAAGUGCGGCAAGAGGAUGAACAAAGGUGACCCGGGGGUGUUUGCCUCCCGGCUGGGGGAUCAUUGCUGCUGGCAUCCCUCCUGCUUCGUCUGCCACUCCUGCCACCAGCCCCUUGUGGACUUCAUCUACUUCCACCAGGAUGGGAGCAUCUACUGCGGCCGGCACCAUGCGGAGCUCUUCAGGCCACGCUGCGCCUCGUGUGAUCAGCUGAUCUUUGCAGCCAAGUGCAUCGAGGCGGAGGGCCGGCGCUGGCACGUGGAGCACUUCUGCUGCCUGGAGUGUGACCUGCCUCUUGGCGGGCGGCGCUACGUCAUGAAGAGCGGGAGACCCUGCUGCUGCAGCUGCUUUGAGAGCCUCUACGCCGAGCUCUGCCAGGCCUGCGGGGAGCUCAUCGGUGCUGACAGCGAGCAGGCCACCCACCAAGGCCAGCACUGGCAUGCCCGCCCCUCCUGCUUCUGCUGCAGCUUCUGCCGCAAGCCACUACUAGGAGAGCAGCUCACGUCCCGCCACGGCCUCCCGUACUGCUCGGAGACCUGCAGCUGGGAGAAGGAGCGCGCCUCAUCCUCCUCCACGGCCUCAGACUCCUCUGACUCAGCUUUCCUCUCCACACCCUCUCCCGACUCCACGCCUGUCCCCAGAGCCAGCCGCAGCAGCAGCCGGAGCAGCCCCAUGCCCACCCCAGAUGCAGACAGGGAUGCCCGCAAACCAGGGGCUGCAGCUGACGGGACAGAGGAGCCUUCAGCCCAGACCGGCAUCCACCCUGCCUUCAGGAGCCAGGAUGACCAGGGAGCCCUUCUCAGAGAGAGGGGCAAGGGAGCUACCUCCGUUAGUGCCUUUGGACAGGCAGCUGCUGCCUUCCCGGAGCAGGAUCUGUCAUCAACACCCCCCCACUAUGAAGUGGAUCAGAGCGUGCUUGGAGCUUCACCGGUCCCCACCGGAAACCCCCAGGCAGACAUCAGUGCCCUGUACCUGGGCGCCAGCCCCUCAGCAGACUGCAGCGUGACUGUCCCGCAGAGCCCUGUGCCCCCCGAACAAGCGCUGCGGCACUGGGAUGCGGAGGAGGACGACUCGCGGUGCCCGACCUGCUCCUCCUCCUCGGACUCAGAGCAGGAGGGCUUCUUCUUCGGCGAGCCGAUCCCCAAGCCUGGGACGGGGCGCCCUGCCACCCCCAGCUGGGAGCACAGCAACCUUGGCCCGGCAGCUGGGAAGACAGCCAGGCUGCGAGCAAGCAGCAAGCACUGCAGCAUUUCCUAACACGGGCCAGGCUCAGCACAAGGGAGCAGUUUCCUGCACCAUGGAAAGGGGGAGUGGAGAGAGCGGGGAUCACAGGGCACAGGGGAAUCGACCAGGAACACCCCAGCAGGUGCACUUGGGACACAACCCGAGUGUCCUGGCCCCACAUGUUGUCCCUGGGUGGGAGGAGAGUGCAGAGCAGUGACAAUAGCCUCCAGGGUCCUCUGGACAGACCCAGGGCUGGGAUACAGACGUGCUGGACUGAAUCUCUCAGUGCUAGACUCGGGCUUCAGGCAUGUGCCAAGCUUUCAGUGCAUUUUACAAGUGUGUUUGGAACCGGCCCAAGCACAGAUAGCGAUAAGCCUCUGGGGCCCUUUCACUGGCAGGCUCCUAAUGGCUGUUCUGCAGGGCUGUCCCCAUUGCUCCUGUAACAGGAUGAUGAACAGGUAAAAGUAGCCAGGCAAGGGCAGGUAGGCAGACCAGCCCUUGGGGGGCCCAAUGCCUUCACUGGCUUGCAUCAGGCUGGGAAGACAAUAGCCCUUUCAGAGUCCUUGGCCCUGCUCCCCCACCACAGCUGAGACCUGAAGAGUGAUUGUGCCUGGCUUCCCCUUGGAAAUCCCUUCCUUGCCUUGGCUCUGCCUCCUGGCACUGGAGUUCUCACAGACCCUCUGGGGGCAGGACCCUGAUGGCACAACCCGGGCACCCAGCCUGAGGUGCCUAGAGGGAGGUGACUCUCCAGAAAGCCUGGCUGAGUCCUGUCAGAGAUAGGUGAGCGUGGUGAUGGCAAGCCCCCUUCCUCACAUAACGCUGCUGUUGACUCCGGGUGCAGACUGUGUGCCUGCAGCAAAGUCCCCUUGAAUGCAGACAACCGGACGCUGGUCCUGGGAUCUCACAACAUCCCCCUCUCCCUUCCAAGCUAAGCGAUGAGACUCCUUCCACCGCACAGUGCAAGGGGGCUUAACUGGGGCAGGCUGGGGGAAUGUCUCAGUGUUAUACAGACAGGCUCCUAAGCCUCGUCUCCAUCAAUAAAACUCAAUGUGGAUCUCAA